This is a messenger RNA of Sinocyclocheilus anshuiensis, 1449 nucleotides long. Its product is annotated as serine/threonine-protein kinase Nek1-like. The transcript has 11 exons. Gene Ontology annotation, molecular function: lipid binding; protein kinase activity; ATP binding. The record is from RefSeq and is a predicted model, not a curated record. Lineage: Eukaryota; Metazoa; Chordata; Actinopteri; Cypriniformes; Cyprinidae. Gene Ontology annotation, biological process: protein phosphorylation; lipid transport; lipoprotein metabolic process. Bases 1 to 1449 code for a protein of 482 amino acids. Gene Ontology annotation, cellular component: extracellular region.
AUGGAUCGGCGUCUCAGGGACACCUGCCCUGCUGUUGUGUACAGCAGAGGAGCCUUGCUUGAAAUGAGACACAUGAGCUUAAGAGAUCAUGCCACUGAAAGAAGCGGGGAAGGAGAGGAGGAGUCCGGGGGCACCUGCGAGCAAGGAGUGUUGGAAAAAUAUGAACUCACUAUAAUGAAAGAACUUGGAAGAGCAGUGUCAGGAAUAGCAUUUCUGGUGAAGAGUCCAGAUGGAGAUCUCUAUGUAGUCAAGGAGAUAUAUUACAGAGAUAUGAAGGAAAUGGACAAAGUCAUACAGGAAGUCGAGAUCCUGAAGAAACUGAAGCAUGGAUAUAUUGUUAAUUAUGAAGAUUCAUUUGAAGAUGAAAAAGCUGGACUCUUUUAUGUGAUGAUGGAGUAUUGUGCAGGAGGAGAUCUUUAUAAGAAGAUGGAAGCACAGAAAGAGAGAGGGAUUUUUACAGAAGAACAGAUCAUUGACUGGCUUAUUCAGAUUUGUCUGGCACUCCAGUAUAUUCAUGAGAACAAUGUCCUUCAUGGAGAUAUAAAUCCCCAGAAUGUUUUUCUGACUGAAGAUGAUUACAUCAAUCUAGGAGAUUUUGGCUGUUCAACAACAUUGGAAAGAGCUGAUGCUUAUUCUACAUCAGUUGUGGGCGCAGCACUCUAUAUCAGCCCUGAUGUACUUCAGAAUAAAUAUAAUUCCAAAAGUGAUAUCUGGUCAUUGGGAUGGUUGCUCCAUGAUCUCUGCAUGAUGGAUGUGUGGUCAAAUCCCAUACAACGUUACGUUCUACAUGCCUCCAGCCUAACAGGAAUCACCCCCAGAAUUGCUGAGACAUAUUCAGAAGAUCUAAAGAAUAUAAUCAGUCAAAUGCUCAGCUGUGACCCUAAAGACAGACCUUCAGCUAUUGAGAUUUUGGCAAAACCAUUCCUGAAAGAUGCAGUGAACAGAAACAGGAGAAUUCCAGACCAACUUGAAGAAAGAUUCAUGAAGUCCACUGAGAACUUUGAUGAGGCCUACAAACACUCAGAGGCCUUUCUGAAUGAAAUGGAAAAAACAGCAGAUUCACUAGAGGAGAUACAUCGUAAAUGCACUAUAGGCAGUUUGUCAGGUGCAGUCAUUGGAGCAGCAGGAGGAAUCACUGCAUUGGUUGGUGCAAUUCUGGCACCUUUCACUCUUGGAGCAUCUCUGAUUGUUACAGGCGUUGGUAUAGGAGUCAGUGUUGCAGGUGGUGUAACAGGUGCUGCAUCCAACAUUACAGAUACAAUCCUAAUGAGCACAGUGGCCUCCAUCAUCCGUAAAUGGAAGAAGAUUGGAACCACCAGGACUCUUCCUAGAGCUGGCUGCCCGGUCAAUCUGAGCGAUCGUGAGAGAAGGGCCUUAGUCAGGGAGGUGGCCAAGAACCCGACGGUCACUCUGACAGAGCUCCAGCACUUCUCUGUGGAGAGAGGAUAA